AUGACAACCAUUUGGGAUCUUCCAGAGGAUAUGUUGGUAGAGGAGAUAUUCUCUAGGGUUCCAUUGAAUUAUAUCAAAUCAGUGCGAUCUACUUGCAAAAAGUGGAACACUUUAUUAAGGUCUAGGAUUAUUGCCAUAAGCAGCCCCAUCACAGGGUUUGAAAUCUACGAUUUUAGCUCUGAUUCAUGGAACGUUCUUGAUGUCACUCCUCCUCCCGACUGGGAAAUAACACCUAAUUCUUGCGUGUCUUUGAAGGGAAAUACUUACUUUUGUGCAAGAAGAAGAGAAGUCUCAGCAGCAGGGAGAAUCAUCAACGUUGAACCAAAUUUUUUAGUCUGUUUUGAUUUUACAACUGAGAGCUUCGGACCGCGUCUGCCUCUUCCGUUUGACUCUGGCAAUUAUGCUUUUGUGUCUUUGUCUUGUGUUAGAGAAGAGCAGCUCGCGGUCUUAUAUCAAUUCAGGAUGACGCAUGAAAAGAUCGAUAUUUUUGUUACGAAUAAGAUUAGUCCUAGUGUUGUUUCUUGGAUCAAGUUUAUUGUAGGGAUCACUGGUAUUCUGCUUCACCUUGGUGAUGGGAGUUUUUUCAUUGAUGAGGAGACGAAACUUGCUGUCGUUUUUGGCCGAGACAUGAUAACGAGGUCCCAAACAGCUCACACCAUUGAAACAAGUGGUUACUCCAAAUCUGUUCUUAUUGGAAAUGCUUCGGCCCAUCGCCCACUUGGUCUAAUCAAACCUAACUCCAACAUAAAGGAGUAUACAGUAUAUGGGAACAAGAUGGGUUCAAGACACUCCACCUUAGCCUAG
Molecule: messenger RNA, 804 nt
Organism: Brassica oleracea var. oleracea
Lineage: Eukaryota; Viridiplantae; Streptophyta; Magnoliopsida; Brassicales; Brassicaceae
Product: F-box/kelch-repeat protein At3g13680-like
Exons: 3
Coding region: 1-804 (267 amino acids)
Molecular function (GO): protein binding
Source: RefSeq, a predicted model, not a curated record